This is a messenger RNA of Eimeria necatrix, 1398 nucleotides long. RefSeq names its product radial spokehead-L protein, putative. The transcript has 2 exons. NCBI's taxonomy places the organism in Eukaryota, Apicomplexa, Conoidasida, Eucoccidiorida, Eimeriidae. The coding region runs from base 1 to 1398 and encodes 465 amino acids. Gene Ontology annotation, biological process: cilium movement involved in cell motility; axoneme assembly; cilium assembly. The record is from RefSeq and is a predicted model, not a curated record. Gene Ontology annotation, cellular component: axoneme; radial spoke.
AUGGCGCCUCCCGCGACUGCGGAGCAGGUGCAGUGUUUGCUGCAGAAGUGUGGGGCCGCGGGCGUUAGUGUGUACGAACACCUCACCGACUUAGUCGCUGCUUUAAUAGCGCAGCAGCCCGAAGACCCUUACGAGGCUUUCGAGAGAAUUUCCGAGUCUUUGAAGGUCCUAAGGGGGACUAAGCAGUCCCGGGGGGCCCCCAGUACCCUGGGGGCCCCCCCCCUGGGGGCCCCCCCCCUGGGGGCCCCCAGUACCCUGGGGGCCCCCCCCGCGGGGGGCCCCGCGGCCCCUGGGGGGCCCCCCGCGCAGGGGCCCGCUGCCCCGGGGGCGCCAGCCCAGGGGGGCCCCCCCGAAGCGGGGGGCCCCCCUGGGGGCCCCCCGGGGGCCCCCCCGGGGGCCCCUGCGGGGGGCCCCCCGGGGGGCCCCCAGGGGCCCCCCGGGCCCUCUGAGGAGUGGCUGAAAGCGACGCGGCGGCUGCUGCAAACUGCAGACCCUCGGAAGGAGACAGAGUUGAACUUGGAGUUUGAAAACUUCGAAGAAACCAACAGACUGCUGAACUGGGGGGGAAAAGGGUUUGCUGCAGCAGAGGCUUUUCGAAUAAGUUGUGCGCUGCGGAGACUGGCGGAGACAGUCCCUGGAGUGGUGUUUUGCAGGUUUUGGGGGAAGUUGUUGGGGACAGAAGGGGACUAUAUAGUGGCGGAGACCAAGCUGCUGCAGCAGCAGCAGCAGCAGCAGCAGCAGCAGCAGCAGCAGCAGCAGGAGGAGGCGAUGGACCCGCGCGGCAGCGGCAGCAACAGCUACAGCUACUUCGUGCUGCAGGGCGACAGCAGCAGCAGCUGGGUGCUGCUGCCGGAUGUGCUGCCGAGCCAAAUUGCUGCAGCAAAGCAAAUCAAAAAGCUGCUGAGUGGAGACCUGGACAGACCACAGCAGCAGCAGCAGCAGCAGCAGCAGCAGCAGCAGCGGCGGCUGCGCGAGGAAGACCCCGUGCUGCCGCUGACGCGGGGGCCCCUCGAGGACCCCCCAGUACCCUCGGGGGGCCCCGCGUGGGCCCCCAGACUCGUCGGAGACACUUGCUGCCCCCGAGGAGGAGGAGGACUCCGAGGGGCCCCUGCUGCUGCUGUUGCAGUGCUGCGCAGCAGAAGCUGGCCGGGGGCCCUCGCAGUGGCCAGCAGCAGGGCCUUCGCCUGCGCCUACUGCGGCUGGGGCCUCCCCAGGGGGGCCCCCCCCUUCGCCCCGGGGGCCCCCCUGGAGGUCCAAAGAGACCCCACAGACUUCGAGGAGGCCCCUGAGCCUCGGCCAGGAGACGAAGAGCUUUCAGAUGGAGCUAGUCAUGAUGAGGAGACUGAGAGCCUCUCAGAAGUGCAAGAAGAAGAAGAAUCCGUUCAGGAGGAGGCCUAA